This is a messenger RNA of Paraphaeosphaeria sporulosa, 1794 nucleotides long. Its product is annotated as FAD-binding domain-containing protein. The record is from RefSeq and is a predicted model, not a curated record. Bases 107 to 1588 code for a protein of 493 amino acids. Gene Ontology annotation, molecular function: oxidoreductase activity; FAD binding. Lineage: Eukaryota; Fungi; Ascomycota; Dothideomycetes; Pleosporales; Didymosphaeriaceae. The transcript is spliced from 5 exons.
GCAGUCUAAUUCUCUAAUAUAGAUGUACCUGCAGCAUCGCCGCAGCAUACACUAGGUAUCUCUCACCCUCUGCUUGACUAAUUAAGAGGUGCACGCCAAGGUGACUAUGUUAGCUACACCGCUCACGGCGCUCUGUCUUGCAGCCGUCGCAUCGGCAACAGGCGUCGGAGACCUUUCUAAGGACCUAAUACCUAAGCUUUCGCCGGCUGCUGGGAUCUACACCCCAGGGUCGCAGGCUUUUGAUGAUGCGAAGAUAAGAUGGGCAGCCAACAUCAAUCCAUCAUUUGAUGCCAUCGUCAAGGUGACUUCUGAGGCAGAUGUACAGGCUACAGUUGCGUACGCAAACGCACGCAAUGUACCAUUCCUUGUCUUCAACGGUGGGCACGGCUUCUCCAAGACGCUGAACAACUUCAAAGGCGGAAUCGGGAUCAACAUGCGCGGUAUGAAGAACGUGACCAUCAGCAACAAGCGGACCGAGAAGGGUCCGGUGGCCUACAUACAAGGCGGCGCCAAGUCUGGCGAAGUUAUCGGAACCGCUUGGGCCGCUGGAAAGACUCUCGUUGCGGGCGCUUGCGACUGUACAGGAUUUACCGGGGUCACUCUUGGAGGGGGACACGGCUGGAUGCAAGGCCAAUACGGCCUCGCUAUUGACAACGUCGUCUCCUACCGCGUCGUCCUCGCCAACAGCACCGCAAUAACCGUCUCUGCAAACUCUCACGCCGACCUGUUCUGGGGCAUGCGCGGCGCCGGCCACAACUUCGGCGUUGUCACUUCAGUCCACUACCAACUCUACGACCGCCUCACCCCCGCAGACAACGGCUUCUCGACCAAAGUCUACAUUUUCACAGAAGAAGCGCUCGAACCCCUCUUCACGCUGCUAAAUACCUGGAUCCGCGCCAAAUCCCGCCCUGUCGAGCUCACCCACUUCGGCGUCAUCCUCAACAAUCCGUCCAUCUCCCCCAAACCUAUCAUCCAACUCCUCGUCUUCUGGCAAGGCCCCUCCUUCCCGCCCAAAUACAGCGCGCCCCUCGACGCUCUGAAACCUUACAGCGUAACAUCCAACUACACUGACCUCGCCGGCGCAAACGCACUCUCAGGCUCCUCCCUUACAGGUCCAAACUGCGCCUCGGGUUUCGGUCGUCAAACCUUCCCCGUCGACCUGGUCGAAUGGUCCCCGGCCAACCUGCGCACCGUCCUCAAUCUCUUCGCGGAGCUGCCGGGCACGGGGCUCGACACCUCCGGCAUGCUCCUUGAAGCCUACGCCACCAACGGCGUCAAACUCGUCUCCCCCGCCAGCACCGCCUUCCCUCUGCGCGACGGCAACAUCCUCGCCGCACCAACCUUCACCUACGAUGCGAGCAACGCGACGCAGGACGCGCUGGCGUACAGCUAUGGCAAGAAAGUGCGAGAGGCGAUGCUCGCAGGGACGGGCCAGAGGCUCGGGGCGUACGUGAACUACGCGAUUGGGGACGAGAGUAAUGAGGCCGUGUAUGGGUAUGAGAAGUGGCGGUUAGAGCGGCUGCGGGGGCUAAAGCGGAAGUAUGAUCCGCAGGGGAGGUUUGGUUUUUUUGAGAGAAUCGAGGUGUAGCGGAGCUAUGGUGUCCUGAGACCUGGUGUGAGGUAGACAUGUCGCAAUCGCUCAGUAUCAGAAAUUGAAGACAAGCCUGUGCUUUGAUUACUACGAGUCUGUCUGGGCAAAGCGAAGAAGAGAGGUCUUUUCAACUGCGCGCAGGUCUGGAUGUGUGAUGGUACUUCCAUUACUAGUUUACAUCACACUCCCCGGCUUCAACGGCC